This is a messenger RNA of Truncatella angustata, 2052 nucleotides long. Its product is annotated as Alpha/Beta hydrolase protein. The coding region runs from base 1 to 1668 and encodes 555 amino acids. The record is from RefSeq and is a predicted model, not a curated record. NCBI's taxonomy places the organism in Eukaryota, Fungi, Ascomycota, Sordariomycetes, Amphisphaeriales, Sporocadaceae. The transcript has 4 exons.
AUGCGAUGUCCCGGGCCCCCUUCAUCACAGGUGGCCAAGGUGCAACAUACUCAUACUCGCAGCCACGCUGGCCAGCUUAGUAGAAGCAGCCACCCCUGCUCAAGCUCCAACGCUACGGGCACAACAACUGUUGUUCUCCCAGCCGGUACAGUCAUAGGCUCCGUGCCCCCAGUACGCCUCGAGACUUUCGGCUCGGUCCAGGCUACCGGUGUUGGCCCCGCAUGUCCUCAAAUGACAGGGUUAAACAUCACGCCACUCUUGCUUGAUGUGAUUAUCCUGCCCGACGUCGAGGAGACUCUAUACUUUGGAACGUCAUUGGGUGACGAGACUGAAGAUUGCCUCACCAUCUCGGUCAUGCGGCCAGAAGGCACCGCAGCUGCUGCGAAGCUGCCUGUUCUCUUUUGGAUAUUCGGCGGAGGCUUUGAGACGGGUAGUCCACAGGCUUACAACGGAUCGGUCCUUAUCCCCCAAUCAGUAGGUCAGGGCAAGCCGAUGAUUCUUGUAGCCGUCAAUUAUCGCCUCGGUGAUUUUGGAUUUCUUGGAGGCAGUGAGGUUUUGGCCGAUGGGGCAGCCAACCUAGGUCUGCUCGACCAGCGUAUGGGUCUAGAGUGGGUGGCAGACAACGUUGCGGGGUUUGGUGGUGAUCCCGAUGCGGUCAUCAUAUGGGGUGAGAGCGGUGGCUCUAUGAGUGUUUUUGAUCAGCUUGCAAUUUUUGAUGGCAACAACACUUCCAAAGGCCGGCCGUUGUUCCGAGGUGCCAUCAUGGAUAGCGGCAGUAUAACACCCACCGAACCAGUGGACAGCGCUAAAGCCCAGGAGAUCUUUGACACAGUGGUCGAAGCAGCGGGAUGUGCGUCAGUGGCAGAUUCAGGUAAACUCGAAUGUCUACGAGGGAUCGGCUAUGAAACGUUCUUAAAGGCAACGAACAGUGUCUCCACUUACCUGAGCUAUAGCUCCCCGGCAUUCAAUUAUGCUCCUCGCCCAGACGGUCGGACUCUCACUGCCAGUCCGGAAGUCCUUGCUGAGACAGGGAAGUACGCAACGGUCCCGAUAAUCAUCGGCAACCAGGAGAAUGAAGUAAGGAACAAUAUUUGCUUUAUUCCAGACCAACAUCACACCAAAGCAGACUUGAUCUUCUAUCUCAACGAUGUCUUCUUCCAUAAUGCGACAAGUGAUGAGGUCGCAGCCCUCGUCGAUACCUAUCCCGAUAAUCCCGACAGCCCCGCAGGCAUAGGCGCGUCAAACGCUACCUACCCAGAAUUCAAACGGCUCGCUGCCAUUCUGGGCGACUGGGAAUUAACAUUCAUGUCCCGGCUCCUCUUGGAAACGUUCCCCUUCAAUGUACCUGCGUGGUCAUACCAAGCGACAUACGCAAAUGGGACUCCAAUUCUCGGUACUUACCAUAGUACCGAUGUGCCUCAUCUGUUCUACGAGACCGAUGAUGUUAGCACGGCCAUUCAGGCUCUGUAUAUCUCAUUUGUGGAUUCUUUGGAUCCCAACAACUACGCGGCCGGGACUGCUUGCGGGUACUUGACUCCCUGGCCAACGUGGCAGGAGAGAAAGCAGCUAUUAGAGCUUGGAGCUCAAUCUACCCGGCUUAUAUAUGAUGAUGCGAGGGCUGCUAGCUUUGACUACAUCCAGGCUCAUUUGAAGACCCUGCGCUUGUAAUUGUAAAGCUAAGUUGAGAAAUGAUAUUUCUUAAUAUAAGGAUUCGUAAUAUAUAUGUGACGGGCCAUGGCCCGGCAUAGGGCCUCGGCACCCCUUCGGCCAACUGGUGGCAAGACGGACCCACGAGUACGGUUCAAAGACCUAGAAGCUCGGAUCACCGAAAACCCCUUCAAAAAAUCAAGAUCGCUCACGAAAGGACGUGUUUCCUUCCUUUCUUUCGCUAGGUAAGAAUACUCGUAUAUAGUAGGAAAAAGACCGUUGAAUAAACCUCUUGAACGCUUAUAUUAUUCUAACCUCCCUCUUGAGAUAUCGAUGAGUGCCUUUGCCGUCAUGCGGGGCCAACUUUUGCCUACACUAAGUAUACACACCCAAUUUCGGACCCAC